AUGGAUGCGCUUCCUGGUAUCGGCCAUGCAUGUGGACAUAAUUUGAUAGGAAUAUCAGAAGGCGUUGCUGUUGCAUGUGCUAUCAAAGCCGCUAUGGAGAAACACGACAUCUCUGGCAAGAUCAUUCUUCUGGGUACACCAGCUGAAGAAGGCGGAGGGGGCAAAGUCAUUCUCCUCGAUAAAGGCGCAUACAAAGAGAUGGAUAUUUGCUUAAUGUCACACCUUGCACCUGGUCCUGUUGGGUCUGUAAGCUUGUCGGGUUCCCUUGCGAUUCAGCAAAUUACCGCAGAAUAUCGUGGUCAUACCCCUUUCACCAUGGGAAGGAAAGAACGCUUUAGACGCGGCCGUCCUCGCAUACACCAAUGUCUCGGCACUGUGCUAGCAGCUGAAGCCCUGAAGCCUACCGUACGCGUGCAUAGUAUAUUUGAAGGCAAAGACUGGGCAGUCAAUAUUAUUCCCGACUAUGUAAAAUACAAAUGUCUUGUCCGAGCACCCACUUUGAAGGGGUUAAAAGUAGCCGUGGCCAAGGUUCUGCCGUGCUUCAAGGCAGCAGCUUGGCCACUGGAUGCGAAGUGA
Molecule: messenger RNA, 576 nt
Organism: Psilocybe cubensis
Lineage: Eukaryota; Fungi; Basidiomycota; Agaricomycetes; Agaricales; Agrocybaceae
Exons: 8
Coding region: 1-576 (191 amino acids)
Molecular function (GO): dipeptidase activity
Source: RefSeq, a predicted model, not a curated record